This is a messenger RNA of Diceros bicornis minor, 504 nucleotides long. RefSeq names its product urocortin 3 (gene UCN3). The record is from RefSeq and is a predicted model, not a curated record. Gene Ontology annotation, biological process: hormone-mediated signaling pathway; adenylate cyclase-activating G protein-coupled receptor signaling pathway; digestion. Lineage: Eukaryota; Metazoa; Chordata; Mammalia; Perissodactyla; Rhinocerotidae. Bases 1 to 504 code for a protein of 167 amino acids. The transcript has a single exon. Gene Ontology annotation, molecular function: corticotropin-releasing hormone receptor 2 binding; hormone activity. Gene Ontology annotation, cellular component: extracellular region.
AUGCUGCUGCCAGCCCACUUCCUGCUGCUACUGCUGCUGCUCCUAGGGGCCCCCAGGACAGGCCUCUCCCAUAAGUUCUACAAAGCUGAGUCUAUCUUCAGCUGCAUCAACACAGCCCUGUCUGAGGCCAAGAAGAGCCAGCUGGAGGAUGCACCCCUGCUGAGCAAGAGAAGCUUCCCCUACCUGCCCAGCCAAGACCCCUCGUCAGGAGAGGACGAGGAGAAAGGGGAGGAGGAAGAGGACAAGGAGAAAAGGACCUUCCUUGGCUCUGGGGUUGGCGGUGGAGCUGGAAGCACUCGGUACAAAUAUCUGUCCCAGGCACAGCUCGGGGGGAAGCUGUACCAGGACAAGGCCAAGAGUGACCGGCGCACCAAGUUCACUCUGUCCCUCGACGUCCCCACUAACAUCAUGAACAUCCUCUUCGACAUUGCCAAGGCCAAGAACUUGCGAGCCAAGGCAGCUGCCAAUGCCCACCUGAUGGCACAGAUUGGGCGGAAGAAGUAG